Molecule: messenger RNA, 2437 nt
Organism: Pseudomyrmex gracilis
Lineage: Eukaryota; Metazoa; Arthropoda; Insecta; Hymenoptera; Formicidae
Product: AN1-type zinc finger protein 1-like
Exons: 2
Coding region: 527-1336 (269 amino acids)
Biological process (GO): protein targeting to ER; proteasome-mediated ubiquitin-dependent protein catabolic process
Cellular component (GO): cytoplasm; endoplasmic reticulum
Molecular function (GO): zinc ion binding
Source: RefSeq, a predicted model, not a curated record
GGCAACGCGGAAAAGAGGCAACAAUCAAGAUUGAUAGAAUCUGGUAGGAUUAGUAUCUUUGAUAAGUUAAUGUGUGUGUAAAGCUUUUUUGAUAAAGUUAAGAAAGUAUUUAAGUAAAAUCAACUAAGUAUAGACCAUCAUUCUCUCAAAUAUAAUGGUUAAAAAAAACUUUAGUAUGGUGAUUGGUUGAUUUUCAUAAUGCUUAAAUCUUACUAGUUAAGGUUUUUCGUGUGUUCUUGGCUUGAAUCAUACGAUCGGACACGUGAAAUAUUGGUCUUCAUUCACGUAAAGACGUUUGUAGAAAUGGAUGUUUUCAAAAUAAAACUACAGUGCUAGACUGCUAAGUGUAAUCAGUCAAUAAGUUUCAAAUUUUGCAAACUUUAUGUUUGUACAGGAUUGCUUUGAUUAUAUAUUUUGAUCAGAAUCUUCUUAGAAGUGGUCUUCACAAAUUUAGUGAAGAGUCGACAGACGCAGAGAUUGGAUUUUUAUAUUUUUAUAUUAUUACGCAUCACACCUACAAUAUAAAAUGGAAUUUCCCGAAACUGGUAAACAUUGUUCGGUAGAAGAUUGCAAGUUACUUGAUUUUCUACCAUUUCAUUGUCAGCAUUGCAAAGCUGUUUUUUGUAAAGAACAUUUUCAUAUGACAUCACAUGAGUGUUCAAAAGUUGAGGAUGUACAACCCUCUUUAAAGAAAUCAGAAAAUUAUUUGUGCUCAAAGAAGUUCUGCAAGGAAAUGUCACCAGUUAGUAUGCCUUGCAGCAAAUGUAAACUACAUUUUUGUAUAACACAUAGACAUCAUGGGUGUUGGGUGUUUGGGGUGGAUGAAACAGAAGUAACUCAGAAGUUAAAGAAAUGGCAGUUACCAAAAAAACAGUUUGCAGAUGCAAAAGCUGUGGUAGAUCAACAAGUUGCAGAGAGUUUGAAGAAGUCCAAGAAUACAGCAUUGGCAAACAAAGUGCAACUUAUGCGGAUCAAAGGUUCUGCUAUUGGCCCUAAAAAUAUACCAAUGAGCGACAGAUGUUACUUUCUAGUGCAUUUGCCUCUCACAGUUAAAAAUCAACACAUAGGCACAUCUAAAGGUGUGUUUGUUAAUACACAAUGGACAGUUGGCAAGUGUAUAGACUCAAUGGCAGAUACUCUGAAGGUCCCCAAUAACAAUAAUACUGCUACAGCAAAGAAAUUACAACUUUAUCGUCAUUUAAAUGGAGAUUUGAUAUGCAGCGAGAUGGACACGGUUUUAAGUAAAUUAAUAGAGGAUUCUGUAAUUGUUGACGGGCAGAGAGUUAUUCUGGAAUAUUCUGACAAUGUACCUCUAGAUACAUCCUUGUAUAAAUAGACAUGUACUUUAAAUAUUUAAUUAUAAUAGACUUUCGUAUAAAUUAUCCAUGAAUGUGUAUAUCAAUGGAUACGUGUAUAUAACUAUAAUAAAUUUUCAUAUAAAUUAUCUAUAAAUAUGUGUAUAUAACAGUAAUACUGAAAUACAUUGACUUUAAAGUUUGUCUACGAUUUAUAUUUUUACUAGUAAUUUAAUUGGCGUUAACAAUAAAAAAGAACAACCUUUAGAAUAAUACUUGUUUAUUACAAACUAGAAGGUUUUAUGUCAGUUUUACAUUUAUCCUUGACGAAAGGAUAUCUAAAUGCAUCAAACAAAAUAGUUCAAUACCAGAUUAUUGUCAAAUUUGUUUCAAAGAAAAGACCAACAAUAUUCUGACUUUGGCACUGGACGUUUCCUGUCGCGUUUAUAAGAGUUAUGCUAAUACAGCGAGAAAUAUAAAUUAGCUAUAUGUAUGUAUGUAUAUGUAUAUAUAUAAAAUGUACAAAGAAAUGUGUGCGCUCAUUCAUAACUUUGUUAUCAUAGAUAUGGCGUUGCACACACUAGAACGAGUAAAUUGAAUACAUUGUAAAUUUGUGUCAUGUUACACUUGCACACUUAUAAGAGAGUAAUAUCUUUUAUAAUCCAUAUACUUAUCAAUUACAAAACAAAGAUAUUUCUUAUACCUACACAUGUGCGCGACCAAACAAAACUUUUCGAAGUAGGAAAGCAAGAAUGGAAUUUGAUAAUUUUAUUUGUAACACAUGUCUAGAUAAUAAAGUAAAUAUUUCAGAAGAUUUUGAUUUGUAAAAAAAUGGUUUUCAUUUCUAAUUCAAUAGAUUCUACAAGUUUUUUUUAAACGGAAACAACGUACGAAAAUGUGCUAAAAGUUGAGAUGACUUUCGGCGUUAUCUCAAAUUUUUAUACAAAAAAACUUGUACAUUAUUUUUAUUAAUAGUAUACGUAUACGACUAUAAAAACUAUUUGUGCCAGUGUGCUGAGAACUUUCGCAUCAGUUAGAUAAUAUCAGAUCUCUGUGUGAAUACAUUAAUUAUGCGAAUUAUUCUCUGUCAAAAUUAAGUCGCAAUGGAAUGAAAGAAAUGUAUUAUAUAUCAUAUAAAAAAA